AUGAAAAUUGUGAGAACAGUGUGUUGUGUGUCGACGCUCCUAAUAUUUGUGCGCGGUGUUCCAUUAGGAGAAGAAAAUGAGCUGCAAAAUGAAAUUCACGAAGGACAACGAGCUUCGGAGGAAUCAAGAGGAUAUUUUCAAUCCAUUACAGACACAGUGAAAGAGUACACUGUCAAUAAGGUGCUGAAUAUGUUUAAAACUAUGCCUGUCGAAUGCAAGUCAAAAAUCAACAAAUCCGGAAAAUUAAUCGCUACGAAGAAUGGAAAAAAAUUCUGCGAAAAAACGUGCCUUGAGAUUUAUGAAAAGAUAGAUAAUGCGAAAAAAACAAUAAAUGCGAUAAAAAGUUAUCUUCCAUUUGCGCAAACUUUGGAAUUAAAACCAAGACGUCAUCAAAACUCACGUGUAUUCAAAUGCGCUCGAAAUCUCACUGGAACCAAACUCAUAUGCGAUUGCCCACAAGCUCCUCAAUUCAAUUUUGGUAAAUCGUUGAAAAAUUAUUUGGAAAAAACAUUUCUAAAGCCGUCUGCAGCAGCAAGAGAUAAACAUAAAUACUACUAUCCUCCACCAUACUACGGAUACGGAUACAAUAACGGUCCUUUUGGUUCUUAUGGCUCUUACGGUCAUCACGGUCAUCCUUGGGGGUACGGCUUUAAUCCUCUCGGAGAAUUAUUUUCAAUGAUUUUUGCUCCUUUGAAAAUUUUAUUCUUCAUUGUCACGCUACCUUUUUGGAUUUUCCUUUUAGUAUUCCUCGGAAUGGAAUUAGAUGAUAUUUUUGACUAACAAUACUCGUAUUUUGAAAUAAAAACAUCAAAAAUAGAAAAUUAUAAAAAAUGGACAUUUUAUUUUAAAUGGCAUAUUGUGGUCUCACUCGUCAAGAAAUUGUUGGUAACAUCUCAGGUAUAAAUUGUAAGCACAUCUAACAUAUUAUGUACAUGUAAAUACAAUAGGUCUACAUUGGUAAAUAGGUAGGCUAUACAAAAUUAAAAUUUAAUGAGAUGAUGAUAAUCAUAGUACUUAUAAUACUAAAAAUUCGAUGAUAGGUAGGUAAGCGUACGAGGUAUGCUCGAAAAAAAAACAA
This is a messenger RNA of Planococcus citri (citrus mealybug), 1078 nucleotides long. RefSeq lists its product as uncharacterized. Bases 1 to 780 code for a protein of 259 amino acids. Lineage: Eukaryota; Metazoa; Arthropoda; Insecta; Hemiptera; Pseudococcidae. The transcript has 2 exons. The record is from RefSeq and is a predicted model, not a curated record.